AUGUUUGGGAAAGAAGACCUGUCCGUUCCUGGAACAGUUUAUAUGGUUGACCUCGACGGUCUGCAAAGAGUUCAAGAAACCAAUACUCAUGGGGCAAACGUUAUAUUAGUUCCACAACCAAGCGAUGAUCCGAACGAUCCACUCAGAUGGCUGACAAGAAAGAAACUUCUUCAAUUUUGGUUUUUAUUUUUGUGGGCUUUUAUGCAAGGAGUUAUUACGAACUGGACCGGCCCAGUGUUCAGUAUUUGGAUGGAAGAGCUACCUUGUACUCAGAUGCAAUUGAAUAUCGCCAGAGCUCUCAUGCUAUUAUUCUUAUGCAUGGGUUGUCUCUUUUUGCAGCCUUUAGCCUUAAAAUUAGGACGGAGAAUGGUUUAUGUUUGCUGCACGUUGGUGCAGAUUGUGGUCUGCAUCAUAGGCUCCCAAAUGAAUUCAAUCAAAGUCUUCUACUUGAUGCAGAUCCUCACGGGCAUAGCCGCAUCUCCAGGAGACGCAUUAGUGGAGAUUUCAACAACAGAUGUCUUUUUCCAGCAUGAAAGGGCAUCCAAAUUGACGUGGUUCAUUUUGGCGCUUUACGGAGGGUGUGAUUUGGGACCGGUAGCUGCAGGAUACAUCGUUAGUAACCUAUCGUGGAGGUGGUGCUAUUGGAUACAACUCAUCAUAUUCUGUUGCAUGCUUGUUCUUCAAAUUUUGUUUAUGGAAGAUACAACGUUCUCCCGAAUUGACGAGCACGAUACCGCAUCCUCUGAAGAGCCCAUAUUGGUUGAAACGGCUCUUAAGAACAAUUACAAGGUCAGCGAGGACGAUGUAGAAAUCGACCGGCCUUUACGUACUUUUUGGCAAAGAAGGGCGCUUUGGGAAUCAGAAUAUGGUGACCAUCGACCCUAUUUGGCCCUUCUUUUACGACCUUUCUUGCUUAUAGGAUUCCCUGGAAUUAUUUGGAGUGGUCUUGUUUACGGUGCCCAGAUGUUUUGGUUAUCACUUUUAGCGGUUACCCAGUCUGCAUUCUACUCGGCACCACCAUACAAUUUCAGCGAAGCAAGCGUUGGCUUGACAAAUGUUGGAGCGUUCGUGGGAGUGCUUAUCGGGAUGUUUUAUGGCGGACCUUUUGUGGACUAUUUAACAAUCAAGCUUACCCAGAGAAACAACGGAGUUAUGGAGCCAGAAUUCCGAUUAUGGGCUAUGGCAAUUCCCACAGUAUUUAAUGCCGGUGGGUUACUCGCAUAUGGCUUGAGCAUCUACUAUGGAGCACAUUGGUUCGUUUCAGUUGGAAUUGGCCCAGGCUCUUCUAGGAUUCUCGAUGUCCUCUUCUGGAGGUAUUUGCUUAACAUACUCAGUGGAUAG
This is a messenger RNA of Meyerozyma guilliermondii ATCC 6260, 1341 nucleotides long. RefSeq lists its product as uncharacterized. Bases 1 to 1341 code for a protein of 446 amino acids. The record is from RefSeq and is a predicted model, not a curated record. Gene Ontology annotation, biological process: transmembrane transport. Gene Ontology annotation, cellular component: fungal-type vacuole. NCBI's taxonomy places the organism in Eukaryota, Fungi, Ascomycota, Pichiomycetes, Serinales, Debaryomycetaceae. The transcript has a single exon. Gene Ontology annotation, molecular function: transmembrane transporter activity.